This is a messenger RNA of Dreissena polymorpha, 1608 nucleotides long. Its product is annotated as sushi, von Willebrand factor type A, EGF and pentraxin domain-containing protein 1-like. Gene Ontology annotation, biological process: negative regulation of complement activation, classical pathway. NCBI's taxonomy places the organism in Eukaryota, Metazoa, Mollusca, Bivalvia, Myida, Dreissenidae. Bases 1 to 1608 code for a protein of 535 amino acids. The transcript has 14 exons. The record is from RefSeq and is a predicted model, not a curated record.
AUGGCAGGUAUUAAAGACAGUCGACGCCAAAGAAGCACUGAACUGGUUGGGUUCGAAGUUGAGAUAUCGUGCAUACCUGUAAAAGAUCCUCGGUCGUGCUAUGAUAAACUCGAGGAGGUCUACUAUUCUCUCCAGCGACUAGUGAACGAGAGUCGAUUCUCCAUACUGGUGGAUCAAACGCGAUAUGAUAUUGUCUCCAACGGCACAUCUGUUGAUGGAGAGGUUUCAUGCCCGCCAGGAACUGUGGAGAUUAAUUUCUUCUGUGUACAAUGCGGCCCAGGCAGCUACCCGGUAGACUACUACUGUGAGCGCUGCCCACGUGGUACCUUCAAAGAGGACUUCACGAGCCCAGAAUGUACGCCUUGUCCAUCAGGCUGGACCACAAAUGGACUGCAGACUCGUAACGCUUCCAUGUGUAAUGUUCAACUAUCAAGACCCGAAGAACAUGGACAAGAUUGUGGAGACCCGAACACAGUCCUGAGAAAUAACAUGUAUAAAUUGACAACGCCAAACAACACCCUUUAUAACGCCAAGGUCAACGUGACAUGUGUACCAGGUUACCACUUAAAUCAAACCCAAGAAAACCACCCAAAUGGAACCCAACGUACCGACGAUGUCACGGAAAUUAUCACUUGUGCGGAUACUGGAAACUGGAGUCAAAUAUCUGGUUGUCAGCCAAAGGAUUGUGGAGACCCGAACACAGUCCUGAGAAAUAACAUGUAUACAUUGACAACGCCAAACAACACCCUUUAUAACGCCAAGGUCAACGUGACAUGUGUACCAGGUUACCACUUAAAUCAAACCCAAGAAAACCACCCAAAUGGAACCCAACGUACCGACGAUGUCACGGAAAUUAUCACUUGUGCGGAUACUGGAAACUGGAGUCAAAUAUCUGGUUGUCAGCCAAAGGAUUGUGGAGACCCGAACACAGUCCUGAGAAAUAACAUGUAUACAUUGACAACGCCAAACAACACCCUUUAUAACGCCAAGGUCAACGUGACAUGUGUACCAGGUUACCACUUAAAUCAAACCCAAGAAAACCACCCAAAUGGAACCCAACGUACCGACGAUGUCACGGAAAUUAUCACUUGUGCGGAUACUGGAAACUGGAGUCAAAUAUCUGGUUGUCAGCCAAAGGAUUGUGGAGACCCGAACACAGUCCUGAGAAAUAACAUGUAUAAAUUGACAACGCCAAACAACACCCUUUAUAACGCCAAGGUCAACGUGACAUGUGUACCAGGUUACCACUUAAAUCAAACCCAAGAAAACCACCCAAAUGGAACCCAACGUACCGACGAUGUCACGGAAAUUAUCACUUGUGCGGAUACUGGAAACUGGAGUCAAAUAUCUGGUUGUCAGCCAAAGGAUUGUGGAGACCCGAACACAGUCCUGAGAAAUAACAUGUAUAAAUUGACAACGCCAAAUAACACCCUUUAUAACGCCAAGGUCAACGUGACAUGUGUACCAGAGACCAUCAUAGAGGUUGCGCCAGGACUAACAUCUCGCACGCCCGAGAAUACCAAAGUGGACGUGAAUGAAGAUUCUGAACACCAAACAUCGGAAUCUAAAUCCUCACCAGUUCACAUCCUAAUGGCUGUAAACUCAUAA